Messenger RNA from Verticillium alfalfae VaMs.102, 1311 nucleotides. RefSeq names its product carboxypeptidase B. Bases 1 to 1311 code for a protein of 436 amino acids. Lineage: Eukaryota; Fungi; Ascomycota; Sordariomycetes; Glomerellales; Plectosphaerellaceae. The transcript is spliced from 2 exons. Gene Ontology annotation, biological process: proteolysis. The record is from RefSeq and is a predicted model, not a curated record. Gene Ontology annotation, molecular function: zinc ion binding; metallocarboxypeptidase activity.
AUGAAGUUCCUCGCCUGCCUCGCUGCCGCUGCCGUGCCCCUGGCAUCGGCUCGGCGUCUUGCCCCUCGUGAGGCCAGGGUCCUCUACGAUGGCUUUAAGGUCUUUGAGAUUGAAGCACCGGAGGGCGUCGACGCCAUUAUGGAGAAAAUCGCCAACAUCGACUUCAUCGACGUCGACGAGGGUUCGCCUGACAGUUACAGCGUCGCCGUGGCUCCCGAGUCGGUCAAGGACUUUGAGGCUCUCGGCCUGAAGCAUAUUGUGGUCCACGAGGAUCUCGGCGCCGAUAUCCUUCUUGAGGGUGACCUACAGCCUUAUGCCAGCAGGAAGCUCUCGAGGGCCUCCUCCGAGGCGCUUUCUGCUGAUCUCCCUGGCAUCGAGUGGUUCAAUGCGUAUCACGCGUACGCCGACCAUGUCGACUACAUCGAAGACCUGCACUACGCCUUCCCCGACAACUCUGAACUCGUCGUCGCCGGCAAGUCGUAUGAGGGGCGCGACAUUCACGGUAUUCACCUGUGGGGCAAGGGCGGUAAGAGCUCGAAGCCUGCGAUUUACUGGCACUCCACGACGCACGCCCGCGAGUGGAUCACCACCAUGACGGUCGAGUACUUCCUCUACCAGCUCAUCUCCGGCUACCUCGCCUCGGACGCCGAGGUCACCGCCCUCCUCAACGCCUACGACUUCUACGUCCUCCCCGUCGUCAACCCAGAUGGCUUCAUCCACUCGCAGACGACCGACCGCCUUUGGCGCAAGAACAGACAGCCGCGCUGCAACCAAGCCUGCAUCGGCACCGACCUCAACCGCAACUGGCCGCACUACUGGAACGUCACCGGCGGCGCCAGCGACGACCCAUGCGCGCAGUCCUACCGUGGUCUGAGUCCCGGCGACACGCCCGAGAUGGCGUCCUUCACGGCCUACACGGACAAGGUCGCGUCGGCACACCCCGACGGCAUCAAGUUCUUCGUCGACUGGCACGCGUUUGGCCACAUCAUCCUCAUGCCCUACGGUGGCAACUGCUCGCUGCGCGUUGCCAACUAUGACCGCCAGAUGGAGCUGGCCCGCCAGACCACCGCCAUCAUUGAGAGCGUCGCCGGCAGCAAGUACAGGUACGGUCCCGUGUGCGACGUCUUGUAUGCCGCGAGCGGCGGCUCGAUGGACUACGUCUAUGACAUUGCUGGUGCCGACAUUGCCUGGGGUUGGGAGCUCAGUCCGGCGAACGAGGCUGCCGGUGGCUUCGUGCUGCCAGCGGAGAAGAUCCUGGCAACAGCCCAGGAGAACUGGAAAGGUGUCAAGUGGCUAUUGACCCAGCUCUGA